AAUAGUCGAUUUAGAAGGAAGAGCUGUGAUGUGAUUAAAAAGCUGCUGUCGUGCUGGUUUAUUUAUCUAUUGUUCUUUUGCGACUUUUAAAAACGUGUUAAUUGUUUGAAUUAUGUAAUACGUUACGAUAACGUAAGGAUAACGAUUUAUACGUUUUUAUAAGGAAAUGAAGAGGGUAAAUAAACAUUAUAAUGUUACCGGCCAUGGAAACAUUAGGAAACCGCAAGGAGAACAAGAGUCAAGGAAGAAGCAGAAGCUGGUUGAGAUCCACCAGGCGCUGAACAGCGACCCAGUGGACAUUGAGACUCUGCGAAGAGCUGCCGUGAGCGAGGGGGGACUCCUGACUGAUGAGAUCAGAAGGAAAGUGUGGCCCAAGCUUCUUGGUGUCAAUGUGUAUGAUCUACCUGCUAAACCAGGCAAGGAUGCUCGACAAGACCACAAGGAUUUCGACCAAGUGGUCCUUGAUGUUCGGAGGUCAAUGCGGCGUUUCCCAAAAGGCAUGCGUGAUGACCAGAGAGGGGUCCUGCAGGAGCAGCUAAUUGAUAUCAUCCUGUUGAUUCUGAAGAGGAACCCUCAGCUGCACUAUUACCAAGGGUACCAUGACAUUGUUGUCACCUUUUUGCUUGUGGUCGGUGAGAGGAUGGCAGUAGCGAUGGUGGAGACCCUUUCCACUCAUCAUCUCAGGGAUUUUAUGGACCCUACUAUGGAUAGUACAAAACAUAUCUUGAAUUAUUUGAUGCCAAUUCUAGAGCAAGUAGACCCAGAACUCCAUGAAUUUAUGCAGAGGGCAGAGGUUGGUACAAUCUUUGCACUGAGUUGGCUGAUUACCUGGUACGGACACGUCCUCUCAGAUUUCCGUCACGUCCUCCGGCUCUACGACUUCUUUCUGGCCUCCCACCCUCUAAUGGCCAUUUACUUUGCUGCAGUGAUUGUUUUGCACAGAGAGAAGGAGGUGAAGCACUGUGAUUGUGAUAUGCCCAGUAUCCACCAGCUUCUCUCCCAGAUCCCACAGAAUCUCCCGUACGAAGAGCUUAUCUCCAGAGCAGAGGAGCUGCUGAAAUGCUACCCUCCAACCCUGCUGGAAAAGAGAGCUGCUAUCCAGCCCCGCAAAAGCCUCACCAUCAGUUCGUUCCAAGACUUUCAGAGGGCCAGGCUGCAGCAGCGCCCGGAUGCGGUGCUCAGACGGCAGCUCCAGAAGAGACCUCCAGCUGAACUCGCUGCUGUCGAGGAUGCUGCAGCAACAGAAAGCAGCCACCUGGUGAAAAUGGCUGUGUGGGGGAUAUCAGCAACACUAGGGGCAGCAGCGCUGGCUGUGGCUCAGACGGCAUUAGAAUGGGCACCAGAGUUUUUACUACAGCUCUUUUAACAAGAAGGUGCCAAAACCAGCCUGACACACAAAUUGUGUGAAGUAUGUCAAUGUCACUUGUAUAAGUAUGAAGGGUAGGGGAAACAUCACUCUAUGUAUGUAAAGUACACAUCGGUAAUCCUGCCCAAGCCAAAAACUAAAAAUAAAUUUAUAAUAGAAAGUUGCACAAAAGUGUUGAGCAAUAAGAAAAGUAACAGUGGAAGCUGAAUUGAAGAAGCAAGUAAAAGGGUCAUGUUCUUAGCUGUCUUGCAAGGGAUCUCUUUGCUUGCUUUUUAAUGACUGUACAAUGUAACCAUCCUCAAUAAAGAUUUUUCAAAACAG
This is a messenger RNA of Polyodon spathula (Mississippi paddlefish), 1687 nucleotides long. RefSeq lists its product as uncharacterized. The record is from RefSeq and is a predicted model, not a curated record. The transcript is spliced from 8 exons. Gene Ontology annotation, molecular function: GTPase activator activity. Gene Ontology annotation, cellular component: endoplasmic reticulum membrane. Gene Ontology annotation, biological process: positive regulation of GTPase activity; endoplasmic reticulum to Golgi vesicle-mediated transport. NCBI's taxonomy places the organism in Eukaryota, Metazoa, Chordata, Actinopteri, Acipenseriformes, Polyodontidae. Bases 167 to 1366 code for a protein of 399 amino acids.